Molecule: messenger RNA, 2081 nt
Organism: Colletotrichum destructivum
Lineage: Eukaryota; Fungi; Ascomycota; Sordariomycetes; Glomerellales; Glomerellaceae
Product: Putative FMN-dependent dehydrogenase, cytochrome b5-like heme/steroid binding protein
Exons: 5
Coding region: 204-1736 (510 amino acids)
Molecular function (GO): heme binding; oxidoreductase activity
Source: RefSeq, a predicted model, not a curated record
GUGAUUUGGACGGCCUUUGCAUUCAGGGCGGUCAAGCCUCAGACAUACACAAUCAAGGGAUAAUAGGGUUUGGUGGUGGCUGUAGCAACUAUCUCAGGCGCACACCGACAAUAUCGUCUGCUCAAGGAAGACUUAGCCAUCUUGCUAUCCUUGGGAAUUCACAGAGACACCAGAAAGCUGAUACACGCGGAACCUGAAACGCAAUGACGACCAAGACUCAGGAACCGGAGCGAGCCACGAUCAGCUUGACUGAUCUCAGCAAGCACAACACCAAGGCAGAUUGUUGGAUAGCAGUGCACUCGAAAGUCUGGGAUAUCACUGACUUCAUCAAUGACCAUCCAGGAGGCCCGUCGGUCCUUCUCAAAUGUGCCGGUUCAAAUGCCACAAAGAUCUUUGAUGAGGUCCACGCACCGGACAUCCUCGAGGAGCUCCCUGACGAGAAGCUCGUCGGGGUUUUGCAAGACGCCACUCCUGACGUUCCUGCAGCUUCAUCACAGUCAGGUGGCACGAACAGCACAACAAAAUCAUCUGCAGAGACUGUGCAAACAGCAUUCACGUCUACCCAAGAACAGAAUGCCAUACCGCCACUCGAUUCCAUCAUUGGGGUGCCGGAUUUCGAGGUUGUCGCUUCCAAAGCACUUACGCCAAAGACGUGGGCUUUCUACUCUUCUGCAGCUACGGAUCUCAUAACGCACAAGAACAACAAGGAGCUUGUGAGACGCAUCAUGAUCCGGCCGAGGAUCCUGAGAAACGUAUCCCAUAUCGACAUGAGGACGACUAUCUUGGGUUUCGAGAGCUCGGCCCCUUUCUUCAUCUCGCCCGCCGCCAUGGCGAAGCUGGUGCAUCCUGACGGCGAGUUAGCCCUGAGUCGAGGAGCGGCAAAUGAGAAUAUCAUUCAAUGUAUUUCGAGCAAUGCUUCCUACACUCUCAAGUCCAUCGUCUCGGCUGCUCCGCCCACGCAGCCCUUCUUCUUCCAGCUUUACAUCAACUCCGAGCGCCACAAGACGAUAGCGAUUCUUCGUUCUGCCCGUGCUCUGGGUAUUAAGGCAGUCUUUGUGACCGUGGACGCACCUGUCCCCGGCAAGCGGGAGGCGGAUGAGCGUGCCGCCCAAGCAGGCACCAUCCGAGCUGCCAUCAGCGGCGCCGAAAGCAGCAAGGACAAGAAGGGCAGCGGUCUCGGACGUUUAAUGGCUCAGUAUAUUGAUAAGUCCAUCACCUGGGAGGACCUCUCGUGGAUCAGAGAAGCGAGCGGCGUUCCCAUUGUUCUUAAAGGCGUCCAGACGGCGGACGACGUCAGGCUAGCAGUCGAGUAUGGUGUGGACGGAGUACUUUUGAGCAACCACGGAGGUCGAUCUCUGGAUGGAUCGCAAGCCUCCAUUCUUGUCCUGCUCGAACUCCGAGAGCAGUGUCCUGAGAUUUUCGACAAGCUAGAGGUUUAUAUCGACGGUGGCUUUGAGCGCGGGUCGGAUAUACUGAAGGCCAUUGCACUUGGUGCCACAGCAGUCGGUGUGGGCAGGCCGUUUCUGUAUUCUCUUGUCUACGGCCAGCCAGGCGUAGAGCAUCUCUCUCAGAUCCUCAAAGACGAGCUUGAAACCUCGAUGAGGCUUUGUGGUAUCACCAGCCUCAGGCAGGCAACUCCUGCAAUGGUGAACACUCUGGAUGUCGAGUACUUGGUGGUUUCGGAGGACCGAGCUAGACAAAAGAAGCCUAUGGGAAGACCACGGUCGAAGCUCUAACGUGUUGAUCAGUAGAUUAUCGUUGGUCCUACUCUUUAAAACGUGUUUUCACAGUACUAGCCUGAAAUAAGUGUCGUACAUUUUCAAAAAAUACGAACCAAUUUUCCUAUAGAAAAGAUCAUUUGCUACCUUUACGGAUAAUUUUGUUUUUAAUAUCGAAGAGUGAAGUAUGGUGAUACAGUGAGACAUCAAUUGAGUCUUCAAGACAUGGCAACUGCAAAGAGUGAUAUUCUCUGUUUCCACGAAGCCUGAAUAUUCGCACGUUUCAAUAAGUUGUCAAUGAGGUAGAUGGAUUGUGUCUUGAGUCGACACCUGUAUGUUUCUACCGUCUCUAUCAUGGCUCGU